CUUUGCGGCGAAUUGACAGUGUUACAUAAACUAGCGCUCGGUGGUUCCGAUGCAUACAACUACAUAAUACGUCAGUGAAUAAAUGGUGGCUAGAUAAUGGAUGUGGAUGCGCCGAACAUAUUGAAGCGGUGCAGCAGCGCACCGUUGAUCAAUGAGGUGGCGUCUACGGCUGCGACUUCGCCCACGACGACGACAACGCCUAGGAGUACGUCGAUCUUCAGCAGUUUCAGCAUGUUCUCCAACAACAACCUGAACCUGCGUACGCGACGGCACAGUGGCAGCUUCAGCCCUUUAGCCACACCACAUAGCCCUAAUAAUUGCUGGGGUCCCCGCGCGCCGCGCGUCAACCAACUGCGCUUGGAAGAAUGUGCAGACGUCAGCAACACGCGGGAGGUGGCUCACGAGAGAGAGGUUCACUCCGCCAUGCAACUCGGACAGUCCUGUGAAGACUUAACGUUGCCCGGGUUGUCAAACUCACCUACUAGGGUCACGAGGUUACCGCAAGUGGUAUCGCCGUCGCCGACGCGCAAGUACAUGACGCGUCGGAGUCUGUCGCCCAUCGCCAUCCGCGCGUCCAGCUUCAGCCCCGUGACGCUGCGCAAGCGCCGCGGCGACGAGCCCGACUCCCCCCUCCCCAAGCGCAUGUGCGACCGCCUCACCCCCUCCACGCCGGGCACCCCGGGGACUCCCGGCACCCCGGGCACCCCCGGCACGCCCGACUCCGACUCCCUGGAGUGCACGUUCCGCCCGGUGUCGCCGCGCGUCGCCAUGAGCGAGAACCAUAAGAGUGAGAACACUAGCUAAUAGAUUGUGGGGGCCCGAUGUACGGAAUGCGAGACUUGACCGGCGCGUUUCCAGAAUUUGUGAUUAGGAAUACUUUCAAAAUUGAAUUAUUGUAUCGCAUUCUAUACGAUUACCUACUUCUAAAGUUGAGUUUGAGUGUAAAAUAACUGGAUAUAUUAUAGUGCAAAAAGAUUUUCCUUCGAAUUUUUACGGAAACGUACGAGCGUGUCAUGCUAUUUGACUCAGUACGAGACGUACCUACUGACGCUGUCUGAACUGGCAUGACAAAUAAGAACUUUUCCGUAAAAAUAAGGAAAAACUUUUCGCACUUUAUCUUCUGUAUUUUGUGAGCGAAUCUAGCACUAGGUACUAUUUAUGCGAAUGAAAUUCUAAUGGAGACAUGCCGGAUUUUAUGCAUCAUAUUCAAUGCAAACGUACCCAACCGAUCAAUCAUUACAAAACACGUAUCAAUUAUUAAUUUUACCAUAACAACUUUGCUUUAAAAUACCGUUUCAUAAAUUUUGAAUCACCUCAUUAGUGGUCGAAUUGGUUCGCGUAUGUAUGAAUAUUUUGCAUAAAUAUGUCGUCAAAUUUCGUCAACAGGCGGUGGUAGUGUAAGGUGUAAUAUUGUAUAGGGUUCUACGCGUUAUCCAAUAUUCGUAGGCUAGACGGAUCCUAAAUAAUAGGUACUACGUUGUUGUGGGGGGUUAGGGGCCAUCCAUAAAAAAAAAUCUACCAGAAUUAUUUUAAACAAUCGUUUGUAUAGAUGCGCCCGUUCACAACUUCUAAAGUUUGAAUUAUUAAGGGCCAAUUUUUAUUAUGAUACCGAUUGUUUUUAUUACAGUAUGGCUUGGAGCUAAAUUUUGUGUGGAAUCCUGGUAUUCUUUUUCGAUAUUCGUAAAUUACAAAUAAAUAAAUGUGGCUAUCGGUGCAAGUGAUAAUGUAUGAUUUCACUAUAAUUAUUAUUCACUAAGUAGUAGUAGUAGUAAUACACUUUAUUGUACAAAGAUAAGAACACACACAGUAAAGAAAAAAAGAACACACACAUCAUUUGUACAAAGGCGAACUUAUCCCAUUAAGGGAUUUCUUCCAGUUAACCUAAGUA
Leguminivora glycinivorella is the source of this 1888-nucleotide messenger RNA. RefSeq lists its product as uncharacterized. The transcript is spliced from 5 exons. NCBI's taxonomy places the organism in Eukaryota, Metazoa, Arthropoda, Insecta, Lepidoptera, Tortricidae. The record is from RefSeq and is a predicted model, not a curated record. Gene Ontology annotation, molecular function: protein serine/threonine phosphatase inhibitor activity. Bases 97 to 804 code for a protein of 235 amino acids.